AUGCCGCCAUGCCGGAUGUGCUUGCAGCAUGGGGUGGACGGCGUGGCGGUCCCUGGCUCGGACUUCUGCGCCGCGCACAGCGCCGCCAGGCCGGAGACGAGCGUCGGCUUCGACAGGGUUGGCCACACCGGCGACGCCGACGGGACGGGCCUCACCCAGGCCGCCGGCGAGCUGCAUUUGGUUGGCGCCCCCGCGCCGCCUGGCCUUGCUCCGCCAGCAGCCGAUGGAGCGCCGGGCGUGGCGCCAGCGGCCGCAGGCGCCCCGGCGGUUGCAGGUCCACCGCAGCAGCCCCUGCCCGCAGCUGCCCUUGCAGAUCGGCACCUCACGCUCUCGGGCCAGCUGUUUCAGAACUGGCUCGAGCAGGAGGUCUUUGCACACUUCGACUUGGUGCAGGCUGCUUCGACCAGUGCGCCAGACACGGCUGGUGUUACCGUGGAGUACCCCACGUGUUGGUCAGCGUUGCACGGCGUCUUGACCAAGUUGGGCUAUGCGUCGGACUCCUCUGACCCCUGGAAGGCGCUCGGCUUCGCGCUGUAUGAGGGCCCAGCGCCCUCGGCGCAAUCGCUCGCGGCUCGGGAGCGGACGGCGGUACAGCUUUGUGCACUCGGACAGAAGGAUGGCUGGACGCCGCAGGACAAGGACAGGGCAGCGAUGGCUGCACGGCACUUCCAGGCGGCUGCAGCCGCUUGCGCCGCGGAGCUGCCGGAGGUGAUCAAGCAACGACGCCGCUUACGGGUUGGCACGCUCCCGCUCUGGAAGGAGCUGGGGCACGAUGCGCUCGAUUUACUCCGGCCUGCCAGCGGAGGCCCAGACGUAUGGUUCUUGACGCAGUGGUCUUCUAUUCUUACGCGGGCUCAGCCGAGCCCCUGGGACAUGGAGGCCACGCGCAAGUUGGCCACGCUCCUGGAGAAAGGCGAUGAGCAAGUCUGGGAGCUCCUGGGGAACCAGCACAUUGUGGCCUGGUUUCCGGAGGAUGGGAAUGCCGCAACUCGUUGCCGAGCAGCGCUCCUCCGCCGCGUGCCCACGGGAGCUCAACCAGCCUCGCUGCGAUUCGUGGUGCCGCUUCCGCUCUUCCCAGGCGCUCACGACGUCCCGGCCAUCCUGGACAAUUGGUGGUGCCCUUUGUUAGGCGAAAGAUGGGCACCUCUAGUGCGCAAGGUGGAGUUCACCGACGUGCCACUGGAAAUGGUUCUUCUUGGUCCGACGUCCCCGAGGCACGCCAAGAUGGGCCUCGCGCUAUUCACCAUCGCUUUCGCGGGCCCCCGGGUCCCCCCAGCGAUGCUCAGUUGCAGGCCGCCGUUGCUCCAGAUCGAGGGCGUUGUUCCCAUGACCUUCGACAUGCGCACUGAGGACGUCGUGAGCUUCGCGACGCUAAUGCGCCACCCGCUGAUGCAAGGAGCUAUCUGGCGCAACCCUCGGCGCAGCCUUGCGCACACGCUGGAAGUCCCCCGGGCCUGCAUCGAUGUGCUCUUCCCCCGGGAGUACGUGGAGUUGGACCAGGGCUUGCUCUUGCAGCAGCUGCGUCCGUGCCUUCCGUCAUCCACCCAUUUCGGCUCCCAGUCGCUGUACACCGCUUCCGACGCCAUGAUCCUCGAGAUCAACAGCACGAUGGGGCUGCCGCACGUUUGGCCGCUUUGCUCACAGCUACUGGUCCUCAGCCCGGGCCGCGCGUUGGUCCUUUCUGGGGCCAGUGGGGAGACGUGGAUCACCGUGCUGGACCAGCUCCUCGCGCAGGACCCCGGGGCCGCAGCUACUUGCUUGCGGUGGAAGCCUUCGCGGGGCGGCCGCCCAGUGGCCACGCCCUCUGCGACGACAGCGGCUUUGGCCGCCACGCGCAAAAAGGCCAACAGGAAGCCGGCGGCGCUAGACCUCCUCACCGAGGUCAUCGUUCGAGGGGAAGUUGGGCAGGAAGAUGGCGAGGUCAUGCGGCUGCUCAUGUCCCACGUCGCGACGUCCACAGGCAUCGCCCUGACGGAAAGGACAGCGACGAAGCCCUUGAAGCACGGCGAGUUUGAGCACGUGCCAGUUGAACAGCACGGCGGUACUGGCGGGCGUGUCAGGGUCCUCCUCAAGGACGCCCAGGAGGUGGAGAAGCCCAGAGCUGCGCUGCAUGGACAGCACAUUGCCGUCGGCCACACCAGGGUCGGGAUCGAGGUCAUCAACGAGCGCUUUGACCUGGACACGGGGGCGGGAAACGGGGUUCGGAGGGCGCGGUGCUGCCGAGCUGCGUCGAGUCUGCCGCACUCCGCGCUGAUGUUCCUGUGGAUUGCUACCGGCAUGGUCGACUUCGCCGAGCCCUGGGCCCUCUUCGCGGCAUGCGACCACAGGAGGGGCCAGAAGAUGCUCUACGUCCAGCAGCUCAUGAGGAAGCUGGACGUCCUAUUGGUGACGGAGGCCCACGGCACGGCUGGGGAUCAUGCUCUGUGCCGCACCCUGCCUGGGUGCACGAGUUGGCGGUCCCCUGGGCCCACUACUGGGCACGCAGGCGUCGGCGUAGUAGUUCGGAAUGCUUUCCUGGAGCAGUCUGAUGCGUCGCCGGUCUGGUCGGUCGUCUGGAAGGGCCGGGCGGCCAAGCUUUCCCUCCGGGGGAAAGCGGGGGCUUUCGGCGUGGCAGUCGCCUACUUCCACACAGGGGCCCAGAUCGCAGAGAUGGACCUCUACGACGUCCGGCCUCAGGAGCGGGACCGCUGCUCGAAUUUCGCCGGCUUACGGGCAUGCCUCCGGACGCGGCUCGCGAACUCCUUAUCGCCUUCCAGGAACGCCGUGACCGUCCUUGGAGGGGACUUCAACUACGUUGCAGAGCAGGGCGGCCGACAGGCCUUAACCUCGCUGCGAGAGACGGGCGGGCGCGAUCAGGGCGAGGAGCGGCACUUCCAAUCGAUCCUCGGGCUCCCGUUUCAAUUGACGGAGAUGGCUCAAGGAGCUUUCACUCAUGCAUCUGCCCGCGCCCGGUCACGCAUUGACAGGAUCUACCUGAACCAGCACGCGCAGCUCGACCGGCACACGACGUGCUGCGCACUCCCCUGGCGGGAAGACCUUUCUGCGCACCGUGCGGUACUUUUCUCCAGGCGGGCCCCACAACGGCUCCCCAUGCACCUGCGGCCCAUUCCGGACCGCGCGAUUCGCCAUGAGGACUUCGAGCGGCGAGUGCGCUUGGAGUUCGGCCAGCGCCUGCGCGACCACCCGGAGGAUUGGGGCGUGCAGAAGCUUGGUCACCUGAAGGCGGCUUUGCGGCAGGCGGGGCUCAACUUGGAAGGGGAGUGGGCGGGCGUCCCGGAGGCGACGACAUUGGAGGACCGCCUCGGCGUCGCCCUCUGCUUCAUCCGGGCGUUCGAGCGCGGCUUCGCGACCGAUGUCUCUUCGUGCCUCCUCCGCUACCCCAAGAUCCGGGAUCUGGUUGACAAUCCCUAUGCGUUCGAGGGCAACGUUUCGGUCAAGCUCCAGCGGCUGAGGGAUCACGCCAUGGAGUUGGCGCGCGACCACGCGCUGGAUGAGUUGGGCAAGUCCCAUGCCGACCUCACUGGCACCGACGCUUUUACAGCAGCCAAAGCGCGUGCCAAGAAUAACAGGCUCAUCUUUCGACUCCGGCCAGGACGUGUCUCGGCGGUGGACUGCAUCCUCGACGAGCACGGCGAGGCAAGGGCGACGCCGGAGGAGAUGGCAGCGACUCUGCGCACGCAUUGGGGGAAAGUAUUUCAGCGCCGUGGGGUCGACGAUGACAUGCUGGCUGAGUGGCUCGACCAGGAUUCCGACCACCGCCCGCUGGAUCAGCUCGGGCGCAUUGAGUCGUUGGCCGUGGAGGUCCUGCACGAGGUCUUCGGCGACAUCUGCAGCGAGGGCGGUUUGCGACGGCUCCGCGAAUUCGCGGAGGACUUCAACCACAGUGUGUUAUUCUUCAUCCCGAAGGGCCCGCCCGAGAGAUCGGGGUCGGCUGAAAUGGGCCACGCGGUGGACAAGGUCAGGUCCAUGCUCUCUAACCUCGUGGACGUGGAGGAGGGCAUGGCCGAGCAUUACGUGGGCGCCCACGGGUCGAUG
Molecule: messenger RNA, 4035 nt
Organism: Prorocentrum cordatum
Lineage: Eukaryota; Dinophyceae; Prorocentrales; Prorocentraceae
Source: the annotation of a GenBank genome assembly